AUGGAGAUGGUCCAGGGUUAUUCAGGGUCAGGGGAACACAGUAGGCAAUGGCUGUAUGCGAGCUCAAGAUGCCCUUUGUCACCACCCUGUAGAGUGACUCCCAUGUUCUUAUCUCUGCACAUGCUGAGCUUCCUGGGGACACUCAUUCCCCCACAGCACUCAUAUUUUAUUGGCUGUUUUCUCGUUAUGGUCCAUUUGCAUUCAUCUCAAAGUCAGAUAUCACGGGACUAUAUUCCCUUGAGCAUGGCUGGGAAGCCUUUCAUCUCUCUGGAGGGCCCAGAACAGAGGACAACCACUGCAAAGCCAGUGACUUUCACCUGCACCGCUGGCCUUUUCAGCUCCAGGAACCUCAGUGUCAACUGGCGGAAGGACAAUAAUAAACAUCCAGCUUCAGCUCCAGAACUGGUGCCUAUCAGCAAAGAUGUUUACUAUGUCACAAGCAAGCUAUCAGUGGCAUUGGCCAAACAUGAUAUCUUUUCUCAGAUCACCUGUGAAGUCACCCAUGAGGACCUCGAUGAGCCCCUAACAAUGACCAUCAAUCUUUCCCACGUGAUCCUAGUUAUCCCUACACUGAAGAUCACCACGGAGCCCCCGCAGAUCCAAGAUCAUGCGCAUCAAAGAGUGAACCUGACUUGCCAUGUAAACCACUUCUACCCCCCAGUCGGGCAGCUUCUCUGGAUUAAGAAUAAGUACAAGAUCCUGACUCUCAAGCUCUCUCAGGCCACAAAAAACUCCGAUGGGACAUACUCUCUAAAGCACACAUUGCAAGAAGGUGCCAUAUCGGAUGAGAGCAUCUUUAUCUGCAUGGUGAUCCAGCUGUCCCUUCCCAAGCAUCCCCAGAUCCCUGUCCUCAGCACCAGACUCCUGUGCCCAUCUCCUCACACCCUGCUCUAUCUGGUUAGAGCCCUCAGAGCUCUCCCUCCAUGUCACCUACAGAGCACCAAGCGCUCAUCACCCACAGAGCAGGCACUGCAUAGCAGUGGUCCUGCUUCCCCAGCUCACAAUAUGAGAGUGGGCAGGCAGCAGACAGAGGAAGAUGGGAAACCUUUCAUCUCACUGAGUGGCCCAGAUGAGAGGAAAAAGGCAGACACUUUAGAUUUAGUUCCUUUUAACUGCACCGCUGGCCCUUUCAGCUCCAGGAACCUCAGUUUUAACUGGCUGAAGAACAAUAAUGAACUCCCAGCCUCAGCCCCAGAACUGGUGCCCGUCAGCAAUGACUCUUUCUACGUCACAAGCAAGGCGUGGAUACAACUGACCAAACAAGAUAUCUUGUCUCAGAUCACCUGUGAAGUCACCCAUGAGGACCUCGAUGAGCCCCUAACAAUGACCAUCAAUCUUUCCCACGUGAUCCUAGUUGUCCCCACAGUGAAGAUCACCAAGGAGCCCCCAGAGAUCCAUGAAGCUGCGCAUCAAAGAGUACACUUGACUUGUCAUGUGAAUCACUUCUACCCCCCAAUCAGACAACUCACCUGGACUAAGAAUAAUAACAAGAUCCUUACUGUUGAGUACCUGCAGACCACCAGAAAUUCCGAUGGGACAUACUCUCUAAAGCACACAUUGCAGGAAGAUGCCACAUCGGAUGAGAGCACCUUUAGCUGCUGGGUAUUCCAGUCUGACCAGCCUCCGCUGUGGAUGAUCAUCACCCUUGGAGCACAGCACCCCACUAAGGGCAGAGGAAGGAAAGACUACGCUAAUCACCUUGAAGGCCCCCUGCAGCGGUAUUCACCAGGAACAAGCAUCCAGCUGAAGUACACGUCCUCUGAGUUACCAACACGUCAGGUUACUGUGACCUGGCUCAAAAACAACCAUAGCCUUCUCCAAACCCAGACCAAUGUCUUAUCCAGUGGAGAUGGCUAUAAUGUGACUAGCAGUGUGCUUGUCCCACUGGAGAGUGACGACAUCCUCUCCUCAGUUCUCUGCCGGGUUGAGCACAAAUCGUCAGUGGUUUUCCAGAAGGUCGUCACCCUGGACCAGUACCUCCGUGUUCCUCCUACAGUGAGAGUGUCCCAGUCUUCCACUCUCUCCAAUCUGGUGACUGUUACUUGCCAUGUGCAGAGAUUCUAUCCACAGAAUGUGUAUCUCACCUGGCUAGUGGAUUGCCGUGUGCUCAAGAGACUGGAGCAACCUACACCCAAGAGGAAUAAGGAUGGGUCCUACACCCUGGAAAUCUUGCAAUCGAUAAACACAUCAAUGCAGAGGCCUGAUCAAGUACUCACUUGCAAGGUAGAACACGAGGCACAACCUCCCAUCCAGGCCAGCAUUAUAUUUUCUACACCAUCCUAUAUCACGUCCAAAGCCGUUGGGAGCCUAAGUUCAGAAAAAUCUAUCCAUAUUUUUGUGGCUUUCCUCCUAUGCUUCAAGUUACUUCUGGUGGAACUCAAAUGGAGAGAAGAUGCAAGGACCUGUUGA
Molecule: messenger RNA, 2409 nt
Organism: Arvicola amphibius (Eurasian water vole)
Lineage: Eukaryota; Metazoa; Chordata; Mammalia; Rodentia; Cricetidae
Exons: 11
Coding region: 1-2409 (802 amino acids)
Cellular component (GO): plasma membrane
Source: RefSeq, a predicted model, not a curated record